Molecule: messenger RNA, 7525 nt
Organism: Anguilla rostrata (American eel)
Lineage: Eukaryota; Metazoa; Chordata; Actinopteri; Anguilliformes; Anguillidae
Gene: pou6f2
Product: POU class 6 homeobox 2
Exons: 11
Coding region: 276-2402 (708 amino acids)
Biological process (GO): regulation of transcription by RNA polymerase II
Molecular function (GO): DNA-binding transcription factor activity, RNA polymerase II-specific; RNA polymerase II cis-regulatory region sequence-specific DNA binding
Source: RefSeq, a predicted model, not a curated record
UGCGCACUAGCCGAUGGCACUAGACCAUUGAACACUUUUUGAAGCUCAUAUUCGAGCAAAGUGGUUUUUCUCGAGAGGUAAUGGCCCACUAUCUUCAGCGUAUUAUUUAAUAAUACACAGCGAUGUACGCAAUGGAAAUUAAGCCAUCUUCCAUGAACUUGAUUAAGUUCAUAAAGCAAGGAGCCUACAAGUUAUCUACGCAUCAAUUAUAUGUUCAUUUAAAAUGCAUGCGAACUGAGAUGUCGACAUAGAAGAUAUUUCAAAAGCUCCACAAGAUGGAUUGUCAUCUCCCAGCUCAGCAGGACCCAGGUGCCACUGAUGCUGUAAUUGGCCAGGAUCCAAUGAUUACAGGGCAGCUCAGCAAGCCCCUGCUCUCCCUGCGCAGCGAGGCGAGCGGCGCCGAGCCGCGGGGCGACGGCACGGCGGCCACCCCGGACAGCGAGCUCAAUGAGCCCCUGCUGCUGCCGGCCGAGGCCGCCGACGGCGAGGACGCUCCCGGCAAGCUCUUCGGGGCCCGUGGAGGCUUUUCCCAGUCUGAAGCCAGCAGCAGUCCCUCAGAUCAGACUCAGCUCAACCAAUCACACCCUGCCUACCCAGUAGGUCCACAGUCUCUGUUGGCGGCCCAGCAGUUGGCAUCAGCGGUGGCAGGGGUGAUGCCCGGGGGAGGUCCGGGCCUCAACCAGCCCAUCCUUAUCCCCUUCAACAUGGCCGGGCAGCUGGGAGGACAGCAGGGCCUGGUGCUCACGUUGCCCACCGCCAACCUCGCCAACAUCCAGGGGCUGGUGGCAGCUGCGGCGGCCGGUGGCAUCAUGACCUUACCAUUGCAGAACCUACAAGCUACCUCAUCCCUGAACUCGCAGCUCCAGCACCUGCAGCAGCUGCAACAACUACAACACCAGCAACACCAGCAGCAGCAGCAGCAGCAGCAACAGCAGCAACAGCAGCAGCAGCAACAGCACCCGGGACAGACGCACCCCCAUUCCCACAAUCAGCUGACGGCCCAGCAUCCGCAGCCUCCGUCCAACCAGCAGCAGUGCUCGUCAUCCUCCUCCUCCUCCUCGUCCUCCACCUCCUCCACUUCGUCCUCCCAUGGCGCUGUCCAGCCCCCGCAGUCCCUCCCCCGAGCCGCCUCCCCCCCGCACAAACAGAACCACUCGCCGGCUCGCAGCCUGCCCUCCCCGGUCACCCCGCCCACCCCCCUCCAGCUGAACCCGUUAGCCAGCCAGGCGGCGGCGGCGGCGGCGGCAGCGGCGGCCAUGAGCUCCAUCGCCGGCUCCCCGGCCUUCGGCAACGCCCUCCCGGGCCUGCAGGGAGCCUCUGGGCAGCUGGUCACCAACGCGCAGGGACAGAUCAUUGGAACGAUCCCACUGAUGCCAAACUCUGCUGGGCCCUCAAGCCAAUCAGGGACCGGGACUCCAGGGCUGCAGGUCCAGCCAAUCAUGCCGCAGCUCCUGACCAAUGCCCAAGGCCAGAUAAUUGCCACUGUCAUUGGCAACCAGAUCCUGCCAGUCAUCAACACCCAGGGAAUUACACUGUCACCUAUAAAACCAGGACAACAGCUGCCUCAGGCACAGCAGGGACAAACAGGCCCUGCAUCCUCCCAGGCCAGCCUCCUCCACCUGCCACACAGCCAGGCCUCUCUGUCCCAGAGUCCCAUGCGUCAGCCCUCUUCCUCCUCCUCCAGCUCCUCUUCUUCAUCUGCCCUCAGUGUUGGGCAGCUGGUCAGCAAUCCACAGACCGCUCCUAGUGAAGUGGAUGGGGUCAACCUGGAGGAGAUCCGCGAAUUUGCCAAAGCUUUCAAGAUCCGCCGCCUGUCCCUGGGCCUGACGCAAACUCAGGUGGGCCAGGCCCUUAGUGCCACCGAGGGACCUGCUUACAGCCAGUCUGCCAUCUGCAGACACACCAUCCUGAGAAGCCACUUUUUCCUACCACAGGAAGCCCAAGAGAACACUAUAGCUAGCAGUCUGACAGCCAAACUGAACCCUGGCCUUUUAUAUCCUGCCAGGUUCGAGAAGUUGGACAUCACCCCAAAAAGCGCCCAGAAGAUUAAGCCCGUUCUUGAGCGCUGGAUGGCCGAGGCCGAGGCCCGCCACCGCUCCGGAAUGCAGAACCUGACCGAGUUUAUCGGCAGCGAGCCCUCUAAAAAGCGCAAGAGGAGGACCUCUUUCACCCCGCAAGCGCUGGAGAUUCUCAACAGCCACUUUGAGAAGAACACGCACCCCUCUGGUCAGGAAAUGACGGAAAUCGCGGAAAAACUGAACUAUGACCGGGAAGUCGUCCGCGUCUGGUUUUGCAACAAGAGGCAAGCGCUUAAAAACACGAUAAAGCGGCUAAAACAGCCAGAGCUCGUCUCCGCUGCCCCGAUGGACCCGCUCACUGACUCAAUGGAGGAGCACCCGUGAAACAAAUACCAAAACUCAACGGAAAGCAAACACUAAUUCCCAAAUAUAAAAGGAACAAUCCCAGCUGAUUAUAGACUAAGAACCAUUUGAGGACUGUCACUGCUGAAUACUAUUUUUCUUCUGCAAUGACAACUUGAUAAUACAACAAUUAACAAAGACUGCAAAUACAACUUCACCAAUGUUGUCAGUAAUUGCUACAAGCAAUUGCUUAAAGGACUGAACACCAAACAAAAACCAAAAACAACAUGGGGCAAAUAGUUUUUUUUUUCUGAAAAUGUACAAAGGAAAUCACAUGAAAGAGGUUCACAAGUGGUUUUACGGUGGUUUUGCCAAGCCUGCUUUGAGGAAUAACCGAAAAAUUGACUCUUCUUAGAUGCCUCAUUUCAGGACGUAAUCGAGAAAUUAUCCUGAGAUAAAGGACAAACAAAACAAAAACAAAAAAACAAAAAAACAUAACUAUUAACCAAAGUUUGUUGCAUUAAAAUCCUGAUAACAAUUUCUUUUUUUAGGUGUAAAUGUGUUAUAAAUUUUUACAUUUGUACUCACAAAAAAAAAAAAAAAAUUGAAUAACAAUGUUUGGGCUUGGGUAAUGUUUUUUUAUGUUUUAGUCCCAUGUCUCACUAGACUUGGACCACAAGUUGAGUGCUUGUGUUUAUAUGUAAAUAUCAAUGGUGUUCUCUUGUUUUAUUAUUCAAACCUACAGUGUUACGUCAACAUACUGACCGAUCAUUGACAUUGCUGCCAUGUCAGCAAUGCCGUGUCAAUAGUUUCCUUUAUGUUGACAUUCUUUCAGUCACAAUAUGGCUUUGUAAAAAUUGUACAGGUAUUUAUUAAUUUUAUAAGAUUGUCUAUGUGUGGGAGCAAGAUAAUAAACAGGAGCCUGGUCCAAAAUGUCAAGGGAAUUUUCCAAUGGUGGAUCUAGAGAGGGGUUUUGUUUCUGCUUGUCCUUCAGUGUGUUAACCCAGUACCACUCUUGUGGUAUCUGGAGCAAUUCUGUUCUAUUGCCAAAGCCUGAUAGCCAAAGAAUAUAUUUCUGGGCCCAAGGACUUGUGCAGAUUCAACCUUGGCCAAAAAACACCACAAGAUUUUUUUUAUUGCUUAUUCCUUUUUAUGUCUUUAAACUCAUUUUUUUCCCUUUAUGCUCACUGAUGAAAUUCAGGUGUAUUUUAUAUGCUGUAUUCAACCACACAAAGAGAGAGGUCGCCGGAAUGCCAAAUUACAUUUCUUUAGGAGAAAAAAUACAUCAUCAUGUCAAAUGAAAUUUGCUCUCAGUUCUGACAGAUGUAGAAAAUGCUCUGAAAGUGCAAAGAAGCCCUUGAGUUGAAGCCACCUCAAAGAUUUCCUUAAAGUUUCUGAGUUCCACUUUCUCUCUUUAAUGUAACUUUAUAUAUAGCUUUUGCUUUACAAAAUUAACCCUGGCCGACCCUACUGAGCUUCAAUAGAGGCUAGGUUUCAAGUAAAAACAGAUUUAAAAAAAAACUAUGACAUUGGUAGUAAACAACACACAAGGAUUGUGUGACCAAUGGCAAUUGCAGGUUUGACAUUAUACCAGAAAGUGUGCCAGUAUUCAGCAAAAUUGUUUUUCCCUGGCUUUACCUAAAGAAAUGUACUUCCAGAACACCUUUGUUAAUGGAGUUCCAAUUUCCUAAUUUAUUUAUUUUUUUUGUAUCUCAUUGUUUGGUUUUUAAUUUCUUCGUCAAGUGACUGAGUUAGAAGUUAUGUUUAUGUCUCAGCUUUUUGUGCAUUGAUUUUAAAGAAUAUUCAGCUGAGUGAGGUUGCUACUUCAAGGCAGUAGCUAUGGGCUUAUUUUAACCACUCUGAAUGCAAUAUUAGUGUUGUAAUCCCUUCACAUCACACAAAUAUGGUGAUUUAUUCUUGUUAGAGUGCUUUUUUGUUUUAUAGUGAAUUAAUUCAUUGUGUAGCAGGAGUCCACUCGCCUGGUGAACAUUUCACUUUUUUAACCAUUAAUUUCUUGAAACCUACACAAUACAUUCUUCACCACCCCUAUUGAGGCUUGCUAUAAAAUAGACGUUACUUGCUCUUCAAACUAGAAGACAGAACGAAUAACAACAUGGCUCCCUUUUCGUACUGCCAAUUAAUUUAAGUAGUCAGUUGUGUUCUAGGGUUACCGAUGCACAGCCAUUUUGAGAAGAACAUUGUUAUCGUUGGUUAUACCGUAUAAUUAUUGAGUGUCAAUGUGCAGUUAUGAUUGAGCUAUAGGCUAUAGGCACAUUCACAGGCAUUGUACCGGCGUGUCAUAAGUAUGGUAGUGGUUUUUCAAAAAGAAUAAUCAGGCCACUUUAGCUUUAACUGGCCACAGCUGUCCUUCAAUACAUACCCUACUGCUAUUGUACAGAUGAGGGCCAGUGACAUGCAACACAAUUUCUGUAGGCCUUUCUGCAGAUUUAUGCCAUUAUAUGCUACAAAGACAAGAGAGGCUAGGAAGGAGGUGAUACAUCUGCAUCUGCAUUUGGGAAAACUAGCUUUACUUCAGUAUUUGUUUAUUUGUGUACGUAUUGAUCGAUUUAUUUAUCAGCAUCUUUACUGAAGAUGUGAGUUGUGUGAGUAGAUUUCAGUUUUGUUACGUUAGGUUUUAACAUAAAUGAACUCUUGAAGCUUAAUUAUUUUGCUGUUUUUUUUUCAGUCAGCCGCACACCAAGCUUGCUGGGCCUACUGUAUCCCCGGCUGUAUCUCAUGACUUCUUCUGAGUUUGAGAGACUAGCUUCCCUGUGUCAUUACUAGCACUCUUCCCUCACCUGGAUCUCACCUCUCAAGGCCACACCAUCCUGAAGUCCUAAGUAGGACCUCAGGCCACCAUCGUCAUAGGCUGUCAGAGAGACUCACUCUAGGUGAUUCCUAUGGGAUCAGACCUUUAUGGGCAUUAAAGAUAUUGUCCUGUGUGGUAUUCGAAUUACUUACUCUUUCGCAGUUUGGACUUAAGCAUGAAGACUGGUUGAAGCUUUCCCCUUUGCAGAUACUGUGUAUUUUUCUUGAUGUAGGGAUUGGUUCUGAGGCAGUGAACAUUGUAGACAAUGUUUAAAUUGAGCCAAGUGAAAUAUCAAUAAUAGCCCAAAAAAUCCAUUACAAAAGAUUUUACAUGGGACCCAACUUUUGUAUUCUGGAAAACUUAAACUGACUGUACAAUCCUCUCAACACAAAACAUGAUAAAUCAUUGUGAAAAUAGCAAGGGCACCCUGUAAAGAAAGCACAUGUAAUUUACAGUGCUGCUGUGAAAUAGUGCUUAAGUGAAGUGCCAAGACGUAAUCCUACUGCCAAAUGGUACUUUUGGUUAUGUAACUAUUAUACACCGUGUUCAGCCAGUACUCAUUACUCAUAAUUCUUUCCAUUAUGAGUAACUUAUUCACAAAGCCAUUACUGUGAUGUUAGAUUCAGAAAAGGUGGAGAGGGUCAGAUGCUUCACAACAUUGCUGUCGGUAUUGAGGGUUUUACUCUUCUAUUGCUUUAGGCUAAAAGCACCUUGACUGGGAAAUGGUGGCAAAGAAACAUGUUUAUUUCUCACAAAGUUCUGGCAAAUUGCUGUAGAUUACAGCUCCAUUUAUUCUUUCUGUGUCAGUGGUGCAAAAGACCCCCUAUAGCUACCAGGAAAUGUGCAUUUCAACAACAUUUCACUGUCAUGGCAAACAUCCUCUGCUAGCCAUCAAGCUUUUGUGCAGAUUUCAUUCAUCAUGAUGCGCGAAUAAAAUCUGUAUAAAUACCUGUUCAUUUCUGUUAAAAUGAUUAUUAUUAUUCUUCUUCUUCUUCUUCUUCUAAUUGUUCUCCUCCCUCUUCUUCUUCUUCUCUCUCUCUCUCUCUCUCUCUCUCUCUCACUCUGUCUUUUAUUUUUCUGUAACUCUCCCCUCACUAUACAAUCAAAGAGAACUGGUAAUCUGGUUGAAAAUAUAUUGUGGACAAGUAGAGAGGCUUAACAAUGAAGCUGUAACCAAAAAAUAAAGAAAAGAAUUUUGCCUUUGUUUGUCUUAUAAAUGCUGGACCAAAGCUCAAUGUAUCGUAGGUAUAUGCACAUUGUACAGAGAUAUGGCUUAAUGUCGCUGACAAUCUUGCAAUAUUAAACUGUUAUUUAAAGAAAAUGAAUGAAUAGAUAAAUGGAUCAUAAAGAUUUUACCUCAGCACUGUACUAGUCCCCAGUGAACAAUGCCAUAAAAACACUCUGUUUAGAAGUAAGAAAAGAAAAAAAGAAGAAAAAAAAAAGACUUCUGUAUAUGUUUGUAAGUAGUGUUUUCUUGUCAUCCAGGGGGAGGGGCUUGUUUCUGAAUUGAGAUUAUGUACGACACUUGUUUUACUUCAGUGAAAUGGUUGCCAGGGUCACUUGUAUAGCUCUCCUAUGAGAUUGGUGUUCUUUUUUUGAAUUUUUGGUUUUUAUGUGCUUUCUGUUGUCCUUUUUAGGCUGUGCGAGGUACACUGUUCACUUUCAGUCUCCUGGAAGUGCCCCAUUUUAAGCCUCUGUCACACUGAGAAUGAUAAUGAUAACUGUAAGCCAUUACAUUCACAAUCUACUAUUUGUAAAAAUAAAAAAAAAUCACACCAGAGGAAGUUCUGUCCUUCAAAACAUCUGUCUGCCAAUUCCUUUCAGUUACUCAAUCUCUGUCUUGGCUCCUGCAUAGAUACACUGAACACUGUAUAAAAACGUUUCCUUGAAUGUGAUCCUAUAGUUUUCCUUAUAAUUUGAGAUCAUUUUUAUUGCUACUUCAGUGGUUUGACCAGCUUGAUUCAUUUGAAAUUGAGUGGUUUGUGUAUAUCCAUUGUUGCAGUUAUUGUUAUUGUUCUUAACAUGAUCAGGGCUUUAUUCGGGACAUAGAAUGCUUUGUGACCUGAAUUGAUUAUUUAAAAAAAUGCUUUUUAAUGAAACACAUUCAAAUGUACACAAACAUACACAAACUGGAUUAAGAAAUAACUAAAUCUUACUACUGCUCAAGACCUUGAAACCAAAGCUGAUGAACCUGUGCAGGUUGCUUUAAAUUUUAUAGACUGAAAACUGUACUUAAUCUCUAGAGCAAUAUCUGUAUGGUCAGUAAAGCUGCACUUUGUGUAUUUCUGAACAGCUUCAAGUCUGUCACCUUUAUUUGUACCAUAAAUAAUAAAUAAUUGUUUGACAUGAAAGGUCA